AUGCACCUAGAGAAUAAAGACAUCAGGCUGCCCUCAGCCGCGCUGGAGGUCGAGCUCCGCCAGACAUCGGCUGUGUCUGUUCCCACGUGCUCAGACCCUGGACGGCUGCUGACAGUCAGACCCACUACAGGAAACUACAAGCCCAGUCAGCCAGACCCCUACAUCCGCUAUGCUGGCCGGGCUGCUGGGAAGAGCCACGGUGUUCCUGAACAUGCAGAGUUUGGCUCAUUCCUCAUGGAGGGGAGCUCCAGCUCCAAGGACCUUUGCUUUAAGGAAGACACUCCUCUGCUCUGUAAUUCCUCACAAAAGAAAAGGUCACAUUUCAUGCCUGUUCAUCACCCAGAGUUCAUAGCCACUGAAGAUUCUUGGGAAAAUGGCCUGACUGCCUGGGAGCAAAGAUGCAUGUUGGGCAAAGAGAUUGAGGAUAUGCCUACACUGGCCUCCUCAGAGAAGGGGGAUCUUGCAGGGAGUGUUCCGGUCUCCAAACUGGGGUGCUGUGUACGGUGGAUGAAGGUCACAGGCUUGUUUGUUUUUGUGGUGGUGUGCUCUAUUUUAUUCAGCCUGUAUCCAGAUCAAGGGAAGUUCUGGCAGCUGUUGGCUGUGUCACCGCUGGAAAACUACUCUGUGAGCCUCAGUGGCCAUGUGGACUCCAUAAUGCUUCAACUGGACCUGGCAGGGCCCCUGAUGGCUGGUGGACCAAGCGGUUCAGGGAAAGAAGAGCAUGUCAUGGUUGUGGUGACCCAGGCAGACCCAAUGGGCACCAGGUGGCGGCGACCACAGCAGGUAACUCACAACUGGACUGUCCUUUUAAAUCCAAUGAGGGAGCACGUGGUGGUGAGCAGAACCUUUGAGCUAGUGAGCAGAGAGGCUGUUUCCAUCAACAUCCAGGCUUCCCUCCAACAGACUCACCUUGUUCCUCUCUUGUUGGCUCAUCAGUUCCUUGGGGCAAGUGUUGAAGCACAAGUGACCAUUGCCGUGGCCAUCCUCACAGGGGUUUAUACUCUGAUAAUAUUUGAGAUUGUUCACAGGACCCUGGCAGCCAUGUUGGGAGCUCUUGCAGCAUUAACAGCAUUGGCUGUGGUUGGAGAUAGACCCAGCCUGACCCACGUGGUGGAGUGGAUUGAUUUUGAGACUCUGGCUCUGCUGUUUGGCAUGAUGAUCUUAGUAGCCAUAUUUUCAGAAACGGGAUUUUUUGAUUACUGUGCUGUAAAGGCAUACCAACUUUCUCGAGGAAGAGUGUGGGCCAUGAUCAUCAUGCUUUGUCUCAUUGCUGCCGUCCUUUCUGCCUUCUUAGACAAUGUCACCACAAUGCUCCUUUUCACCCCCGUCACCAUAAGGUUAUGUGAGGUGCUCAAUCUCGAUCCAAGACAAGUCCUGAUUGCAGAAGUGAUCUUCACAAACAUCGGAGGAGCUGCCACUGCCAUUGGGGACCCACCAAAUGUCAUCAUUGUUUCCAACCAGGAGUUGAGAAAAAUGGGCCUGGACUUCGCUGGUUUCACAGCACACAUGUUCCUUGGGAUUUGCUUCGUUCUCCUGGUCUCCGUUCCACUCCUCAGACUCCUGUACUCGAACAAAAAGCUUUAUAACAAAGAGCCUAGUGAGAUUGUCGAACUGAAGCAUGAGAUUCAUGUCUGGCGUUUGACUGCACAGCGCAUCAAUCCGGCCAGCCGUGAGGAGACAGCUGUGCGUGGCCUACUGCUGGAGAAAGUGCUGGCCCUGGAGCACCUGCUGGCCCAAAGGUUGCAUUCUUUUCACAGACAAAUUUCACAGGAAGAUAAAAAUUGGGAGACCAAUAUCCAAGAGCUACAGAGAAAGCACAGGAUAUCAGACAGGAGUCUGCUUGUCAAGUGCCUGACAGUGCUGGGAUUUGUUCUCUCCAUGUUCUUUCUCAAUUCCGUUGUCCCUGGCAUUCAUCUUGACCUUGGAUGGAUUGCGAUUCUGGGUGCCAUCUGGUUGCUAAUUUUAGCUGACACUCAUGACUUUGAGAUCAUUGUGCACAGAGUAGAAUGGGUGACUCUCCUCUUCUUUGCGGCACUCUUUGUACUGAUGGAGGCCUUGGCACAACUUCACCUGGUAGAGUAUGUUGGAGAACAGACUGCCUUGCUGAUAAAGAUGGUCCCAGAAGAUCAGCGCUUGGCAGCUGCCAUCAUACUAAUAGUGUGGGUCUCAGCCUUGGCAUCGUCUUUGAUUGACAACAUCCCAUUUACUGCCACAAUGAUUCCUGUACUUUUGAACCUGAGCCAAGACCCUGAGAUUAGCUUGCCUGCACUGCCGCUCAUGUAUGCUCUGGCUCUUGGUGCCUGCCUGGGAGGUAACGGGACACUGAUUGGAGCAUCUGCGAAUGUUGUUUGUGCAGGAAUUGCAGAGCAGCAUGGGUAUGGAUUCUCUUUCAUGGAAUUUUUCAGGUUGGGCUUCCCGAUGAUGCUUGUGUCCUGCACCAUAGGGAUGUGCUAUCUCCUGAUCGCUCAUGUUGUGGUGGGAUGGAAUUAAUAGCUAGCCACCAUUUGAAGAUCAAGGGAAACCUGAUCAUCACCGGGAUCAGCCAGAAGACUUCUCCACAGCACCUCUGGAGAAGAAAGGAGCUCACCAUGUUCUCACCAUAAAACAGAGCUUUUUCCAUCACAGUAUUGUUCAGGUGGACGAUGAGAAACCACAGUGUCUUCUCCCUGCAGACAAAACAUGGGAAAUACAAGUUAACUUACCGAGAUUCCCUACAGAAAAUAUGCGUAUUUCAAAAACACUUCUUGCGGUUCUAUAUAAGAGAUGGCACAAACCCACCCGAGAAGCUGUGCCUUUUGUCGGUUCUCCUAAGAGUAAACAGUUUGUCUUACUGUAAUCCCCCCAUUUUAAAAUAGUCACCAUUUAGUUUGUAUACCCCUUGAGUAUGUCUCUUUCUGGGAAGAAACAUGCCGCUGUUAAGAAAGCGUUUUGUGUAU
Molecule: messenger RNA, 2936 nt
Organism: Peromyscus californicus insignis
Lineage: Eukaryota; Metazoa; Chordata; Mammalia; Rodentia; Cricetidae
Gene: Oca2
Product: OCA2 melanosomal transmembrane protein
Exons: 23
Coding region: 1-2490 (829 amino acids)
Biological process (GO): melanin biosynthetic process; melanocyte differentiation; transmembrane transport
Cellular component (GO): melanosome membrane
Source: RefSeq, a predicted model, not a curated record